Molecule: messenger RNA, 1363 nt
Organism: Klebsormidium nitens
Lineage: Eukaryota; Viridiplantae; Streptophyta; Klebsormidiophyceae; Klebsormidiales; Klebsormidiaceae
Source: the annotation of a GenBank genome assembly
AUGGAUUUCCAGCAAUGGCGCCUGCAAUGUUCACCAUUCUAAGCUUAGCUCCUCCAGGCUGAAUGUGUUGUAGGCCCGUCGCCAGCUGCUGGCAAAGUGGUUCCGAGCUUCCCAGCUUUUGCGCCACAGCAACAAACAUACACGAGUUGUACGAAGGUGAAAAGAGGGUGAAAAUGCUGCGACGUCUACACCAGUAACUUAUCUCAGCACUCCAAGUUCAGCCGUGUUUGAUAAGUCCAAUGCUGUCAACACAGGAGCUCAGUUGAAGCUAUGGCGCUGAGGUUGGGCGGAAGAAGAUUUGGCAGCUCUCUGACCAGAGCGCUGAGCAGUCUCCCCGGCCGCCUUGCGCUUGCUGUUGGGGCAACCUAUCUUGUUUGGCCUAGACACCCCCGCGUCGAAGUGGAAGAGGUCCGACUGCGCAGUAUGAAGGUGCGCCUUGGUAAGGAAGAGGCUGCAGACAGUUCCAGUGUUGAGCUGGACUUGAAUGUCAGCCUGCGAGUUUGGCUCCACAACACAAAUGUGGUUAAAGUUGACCUCUUCGAAAGUGGGGCAACGGUACAGUACCGAGGGUCCACUUUGGGCGUUGGGAUGGUGCGAGCGGCGACAAUACCUCCAAAAAGCGCCGUCAAAAUGGAUAUCCCGGCAGUUCUUACGGGUGCGAAGGCGUUGCACCUUGGUCCACAACUCUUGAAAGAUGCGGCGACGGGGGAAGUAGCGAUUGUAUCCUUUGCUGAAGUCCCUGGAGUGGCGUUCGUCGUGGGUAUCAAGGUGCCCAUUACGAUAUACGUCCGAAUUCAGCUUGUUCUUGACCCUAUCGGCCUUGGCAUCCUUGCUCAAGAAUGUACCGCCAAGCUGGAGGUCCUCGGCAUACCACCCAUAUGAAGUAGCCAAGCAUAUUCAACAACUGAUAGAGAUCGACCAUCAAAUAGCCAGGUCCGUUACUGCUACAGCGGCGCCGCAAUCUGUGUGCCAGUCGUGCAUGCGCUUCACCAUAUUUGAACCCAUAACUCAAACCCAGUAUUUCAUACAAAAGGACCGAUUCCAGCUGUAGCUGACAUGCGUCCCCUGAAGCUGCGGGAUGUAAAUCAGCAAGUUGAGCUGAGUUAAGCGCGACGACAAGUCGAAAUUGUGUGCAGUCGUGAAUGGACCUUAAUCACGUGUUUUGGAAGAUCAAGUACUGAAGACCAUAUGCUCUAAGAAGUUGUUAGUGUAGGCUAGGUAAUGUAGGCUAGACGACAGCGUGUCGCUUUGAAUCAAGCAGACGUACGUGUCAUGUGACAUAAGGUAGGCCUUAGGCUUCCAAAGCAUACAGGUACGAAAUGCUAAUCUGAGUUCUGGCCGCCCAUUCAAAUCCUCCGAUCCC